Phalaenopsis equestris is the source of this 2967-nucleotide messenger RNA. RefSeq lists its product as uncharacterized. NCBI's taxonomy places the organism in Eukaryota, Viridiplantae, Streptophyta, Magnoliopsida, Asparagales, Orchidaceae. The record is from RefSeq and is a predicted model, not a curated record. Bases 43 to 2817 code for a protein of 924 amino acids. The transcript is spliced from 3 exons.
CAUCAAGCAGAAGCCUUUCUUCUGAAGCUGGAGUCUUCAAAAAUGGGUUUGCUUCGAAAUCCAAGUUUAAGAAGUGAGGAGUACCUGGAUGGCAUAAUCACAGACUAUGUUAGCAGAGAAGGAACUAAGAUUAGGGCAGCAAAACGCUCCACUUCUCGCCUUGUUACUAUUCUCACCUUCCUUCAACUCGCUUUCGCAAUCUAUGCCACCUUCCUUCUUUAUUACAUGAGUCCUUCUGUGGACCUUAGAACUAAACCAGACUUCACAUGGGCAACCAAAUUAGCAAAACAAUGGAAGAACUUCAUAGUUCAGCCUCGAAUCUUCUCUGCCCUGCAAGAGAGUUCGGUGUUUCAGUCCCCAAUGGAGGUCUGCGAGGACGAAAAAAUAGAUUUUGAGCAGAAGAAAUCAAAUGAUGAGGUCAUGAUAAGGCUAAAAAGGGAGCUUUAUGAUGAGAUUUUGGAGUUUCAGAAGAAGAAUUUAGGAACUGAAACGCUUGCUGAGCUGAUGAAAAUGAAGUCUCAAUGGAGCAUUAACAGUCCAAAAAUUCCAAAAAUUACUGUGAUUUUGAACCACUUCAAGAGGAGAACUCUCUGCGCUCAGCUGAACUCUCUGCUGAAUCAGACACUGCCGUUCCACCAUGUAUGGGUACUUUCUUUUGGGAGCCCAAAUGAACUCCCUUUGAGGAGAAUUGUGGAGAGUUAUAAUGAUUCCAGGAUUAGCUUCGUAAGCUCGAGCUAUGAUUUCAAGUACUAUGGAAGGUUUCAGCUGGCCCUGCAAACAGAAUCAGACUUUGUUUACAUUGUUGACGAUGAUAUGAUACCUGGGAAAAAGAUGAUGGAGAUUUUAGCUCAUGUUGGGGGCAUAGAAAAGUAUAAAAAUUCAGUUUUGGGGAGUAUUGGAAGGAUCUUACCUUUUAGGCAGAAGGAUUUUACUUUUCCAAGCUACAGAAAGUUCAGGACGAAGGAGUCGGGACUAUAUUUGCCUGAUCCAGCUUAUGAUAUCACAGUAGAGAGGAUAGUGCAGGUCGAUUUCUUAUCGAGCUCAUGGUUCCUCUCCUCUGAUCUUGUCAAGACAUUAUUUGUGGAGACUCCCUUCACUUUCAUGACUGGUGAAGAUCUGCACCUCAGCUAUCAGCUUCAGAAAUACAGAAACGCAGGAUCAUUUGUGCUACCAGUUGAUCCAAAUGACAAGGAAACAUGGGGAGAUAGUGAGCACAGGCUUGCUUAUGUUUCUGAAACCACAGUUAUCUUCAAAGACAUCAUACAGGUUAGAGAUGAUCAAUGGUGGAGGGCGCUUUCCAUGGGUUACAUCACUCAGUGGGCGGCCAUGAACCUGCAGAAGAUCGAUGCUCUCUUCUAUGCUCAUUCUAUAGGAGAGGUGAAGGCCUUAGCUCCUCUCCUUGAAAAAUUUCGUUCCACGGUUGGGAGAAAGGCCUACAUUGCUGUCUCUGGUGGAAAUUACUGUCCUUGUGAAGAAGCUGCAGAUGUUCUCAAAUGGCCAAAGUUUGUUUGUAGGGAGAGGAGGUUUAAGAUCUUUGAUUUGGAAUUAGGAGCUAUUUCCAACGUGUCAAAUUCCGAAGUUUCAAUCAUGCAGGCUGUGUACUCAAGCAUGAAAGGGCUUGUUAAAAUACACAAUCCAAGCCUUCUGAUUACAGUUUCAGACAUAGAUGAAAAUGUUAAGAAUGCACUAAAGAUGGCUUCAGAGAGUAGUUUGAAUCAUUCGGUGGUUGUUCUUCUUCCAAGAUCUGCUAUAACCAAGGUUCUAUGGAUGGCUGAUUUGAGACCCACAGCAUUACCAAACUGGAACAGAAUGAGAAUCUCUGUCAACAUCAUCACCCAAAACCGCACAACCUCUCUUCAAAGACUGCUUCGGUCGCUUCAGAAUGCAUUCUAUGUUGGUGAUGAAGUCCCUCUGAGCGUCAACAUGGACAGCAAAGUUGAUGAACCAACUCUCAAGGUUGUUGGUUCUUUCCAUUGGUCUCAUGGACCCAAACAAGUUAGAAGACGAAUAAUCCAAGGUGGUCUCAUUCGAGCAGUAAGCGAGAGCUGGUAUCCCGCUUCUGACGACGACUUCGGUCUCUUUCUCGAAGAUGACAUUGAGGUCUCCCCUUACUAUUAUCUCUGGAUCAAGUAUUCCCUCCUUUCAUACCACUAUGACCCCCAGGUCUCCCUCCCCGAGCUAUCUUCCAUCUCCCUCUACAGUCCUCGCCUUGUUGAAGUUGUCAAAGAAAGGCCCAAAUGGAAUGCCACAGAUUUCUUCAAGAGAAUACAUCCCAACACUCCUUAUCUGCACCAGCUCCCUUGCAGCUGGGGAGCGGUGUUCUUCCCCAAGCAGUGGAGAGAAUUCUAUGCCUACAUGAGCUCAAGAUUCACAGAAGAUGCGAAACAGAACCCAGUUCAGAUCCCCAAGUCAAGAACUAAUGGCUGGCAAGCUUCAUGGAAGAAGUUUUUGAUUGAUAUGAUGUAUCUGAGGGGUUAUGUGAGCCUUUAUCCAAAUUUUCCCAACCAAAUGAGCUUCUCUACUAAUCACAUGGAGCCUGGAGCUCAUAUCAGCGCAAAAGAUAAUGUUCUGAAGCACAACAAGGAGGACUUUGAGGUGCCAUUGAUGAAGGAUGAUUUCACAAGAUUGUUGCCGUCAGGGAAGAUGCCGCCGGCAUCGAGGCUUCCAGUCAUCAAUCUAUUCAACCAGGCAAUCUCUUUGAAGGGUUUGAAGAUGGCAGGGGCUAAGCUUGGGCAGGAUGUCAUGAGCUGUGGAGAGAUGGAGAUUGUUGUGGCUGAUUAUGACACAGGAUUGCCUAAAAAUUGCUCAAAGUUCUGAAUUAUGAACUGUAUUGUUAUUUGUUAAUCAUAGACUUCAUUUUACCUUUUACAUGUUUCUCACAUUUCGUCACCUUUUUUUUUUUUUUUGGCCCAUCCGAAGAAGGGAGAUUAUUAUUGUGUAAGCAACGAUUGAACUCAAUAUAUUGGU